UUCCCAGCAAACCGUUCUUCCCCUAACCGGAACUGGGAAAUGUAAACUGGGAUCGGUGAUGUCCCGCAGCUCCCGCGUGCUCUCCGCUCCCGGGCUGCAGAUCCACUUAUUUAAAUCUGCGCCAUGUCGCGCUGGAUUCCCACCAAAAGGGAGAAAUACGGUGUGGCUAUCUUUAACUAUGAUGCAAAGGGGGAGCAUGAGCUGUGCCUCCAGGUGGGGGACACGGUGCACAUACUGGAGAUGUUUGAAGGUUGGUACAGAGGACACACUCUGCGCCAGAAAUCAAAAAAGGGGAUUUUUCCAGCCACCUACAUCUACCUGAAAGAAGCGAAAGUUGAAGGGACAGGAAAAAAGGAGACUGUAAUACCUACAGAUCUUCCCCUGGUGCAGGAGUUGGGCACUACGCUGCGAGAAUGGGCACAGAUUUGGUACAGUUUGUAUGUGAACAAUAAGAGCACACUGUUCCGCAGUGUUCAGCAGAUGGCCUACAGUCUGAUAGAGUAUCGCUCACAGAUCGUCUCCGGAACACUUCCUAAAGAUGACCUGGUGGAGUUAAAGAAGAAAGUCACAGCCAAAAUCGAUUAUGGAAACAGGAUUCUGGGACUGGACUUGGUAGUUCGUGAUGAAGCUGGAAAUACGUUAGACCCAGAGUGCACCAGUACAGUCAGUUUAUUCAGAGCCCACGAGUCCGCAUCCCGCAGUAUUGAUGAACGGAUACAAGAAGAAAAGACACGUCUCCAGAACUUGGCCCUGCGCCGUCAGUCUCUCUACAGUACUGCCCACACCUAUAGCCUCCUUUUAAACCUCAAGAACUUUGUCUGUAACAUUGGUGAAGAUGCUGAACUGCUUAUGUCUCUUUAUGACCCAGACCAGUCAGAGUUCAUCAGUGAGAAUUUCCUGGUGCGGUGGGACAGUAAAGGUAUGCCUAAAGAGAUUGAGAAACUCAACAACCUGCUGGCACUUUUCACGGACCUGGGCAGCAGUGACCUGAUGAGACCUCACCUGUUCCUGGUGUGUCAGAUCGUCCGGGUGGGCAGCAUGGAGCUGAAAGAAGGCAAGAAGCACACUGGAGGACUGCGGAGGCCUUUUGGAGUAGCAGUGAUGGAUAUAACAGAUAUUGCUCAUGGGAAAGCUGAUGACGAUGAAAAACAACAUUUUAUUCCCUUUCAACAGAUUGCUAUGGAGACAUAUAUCCGCCAGAGACAGCUGAUCAUUUCCCCGCUGAUCCCGUCUCGAGUUAUGGGAGAGAACGAACCUCUUACUGCUGUUUUCAACAAAGUCAUCGCUACUCGUGACGUCAACCACAAAGGACAAGGUCUGUUUGUGACUCUAAAGCUGCUGCCAGGGGAUCUGGCUCAGGUUCAGAAGAACUAUCCUCACUUUGUGGAUCGUUCUACAGCCAUUGUCCGGAAAAUGGGUUUUCCUGAAAUCAUUCUGCCAGGAAACGUGAGGAAUGACCUGUACGUGACUCUGCUGCAGGGAGAGUUUGACCGCGGGAAGAAGAAAACGCCCAAAAACGUGGAGGUGGUUAUGAGCGUGCUCAAUGAAGAAGGAAAUCCAAUAGAGAAAGCAAUAUUUCCUGGAGCUGGAUGUGACGGGAUCACAGAGUACAAAUCGGUCAUUUAUUACCAGGUCAAGCAGCCAUGCUGGAACGAGACGGUGAAGGUGGCCAUCCCAAUAGAAGACGUGUGCCGCUGUCAUCUGAGCAUGACCUUCAGACACCGAUCCUCUCAGGAUUCAAGAGAUAAGUCUGAAAAACCCUUUGGAAUGGCUUUUGUUCGAUUAAUGAAAUCAGAUGGUACCACUCUGAGAGAUGGAAAACAUGACCUCAUCGUCUACAAGGUGGACAUAAAGAGAGCAGAAGAUGCUAAGACCUAUCUGAUGCUGCCCAGUUCUUGGGCUGAGGUGGAUGACUAUGAGAAACAUAGUGGAAAACCUUUCCAGAACUCAGCACCCAUUCCAGUCACUAAGGACAGUUUCCAGAUCAACACCCUCACCUGUUCCACAAAGCUCACACAAAAUGUGGACCUUCUGGGCCUUCUGAACUGGAGAUCACACACGGAGCAGUUAGAGAAAACCCUACAGAGACUGAUGGAGGUGGAUGGAGGAGAGAUUGUUAAGUUUCUUCAGGACACACUGGACGCCCUGUUUAACAUAAUGAUGGAAACAUCAGAGAAAGACACUUACGAUUCUUUUGUGUUUAACGCUCUGGUGUUUAUAAUUUCCCUGAUUGGAGACAUAAAAUUUCAGCACUUCAACCCAGUCCUGGAGACGUACAUAAACAAGCACUUCAGUGCCACUCUGGCACACAUGAAAUUGACCAAAGUAUUAAAUUACUAUGUUAGUCAUGCUGAGGACCCAGCAGUGUCAGAGAGGCUCUACUCAUCUCUGAAGGUCUUUAAGUACCUUUUCCGGUUCAUCGUCCAGUCUCGUGUCCUUUACCUCAGGUUUUACGGGUAUAGAGAGGACGGGGAUGAAUUUCUUUACUCUAUUCGAACCCUCUUCCUGUCAGUCAACACUCUAAUGGACAGGCCUCUAGACGAAGCUGUGAAGAUAAAGGGGGCAAUUCUGAAAUACCUUCCCACCAUCAUCAACGACAUCCAGCAGGUUUUUGAUCAGGUAGAGCUCAGUGUUCUUCUGGCGAAGUUUAUUGAGAGUAUUCCAGACUCUCAGCUGGUGAGGCAGAAGUUGGGCUGUAUGGUGAAGAUUGUGGAGAGUGACCUGUUUAAACUUCCCGCCUGCCGUGAUGUUCUCCUGCCCCUGAUUACUGACCAGCUCAGUGGCCAGCUGGAUGACCAUUCCAAUAAGCCUGACCAUGAGGCUUGCGUGCAGCUCUUGAGUACUGUACUGGACAUGUUGGACCGCAAAGAUGUGGGUCCUAUAAGGGCUCAUGUACAGUUAAUUAUGGAGCGCCUCCUGCGGCGGGUGAAUCGCACCGUCAUCAGUAUGAGUAGAGACUCUCCUCUGAUGGGGCAUUACUUGGCCUGUAUGACUGCAAUCCUAAAACAAAUGGAAGAUGCACACUACGCUCACUACAUUAGCACCUUUAAAACCCGGCAGGACAUCAUUGAUUUCCUGAUGGAGACGUUCAUUAUGUUUAAGGAUCUGAUGGGAAAUGUCUUCCCCUCUGAUUGGAUGAUUAUUAACCUCCUGCAGAUGCAGGUGUUUCUGCGAGCUAUAAACCUGUAUUCUGACGUCCUUAACCAGUACUUCCUGGACCCUGCACAUUUUCAUUUGCAGCUAUGGAACAAUUACUUUCACCUCACUGUGGCCUUCAUUACCCACAAAUCCCUGCAGCUGGAGACCUUCUCUGCAGAGAAACGCAAUAACAUUCUCAAUAAGUACGGAGACAUGAGGAAAAGCAUUGGAUUUAAGCUGAGAGAUGUGUGGUACAAUCUUGGUCCUCAUAAGAUGAAGUUUAUUCCUGCGAUGGUUGGACCCAUCCUGAAGGCCACACUAGUUCCUGAACCUGAGCUGAGGAAAGCCACAAUCCCUAUCUUCUUCGAUAUGAUGCAGUGUGAACAUCACCUCAGCCCCACUCACACCUUCCAAACGUUUGAACAGGAACUGAUAACUAAACUCGAUCAAGAGGUAGAAGGAGGUGGAGGUGACGAGCAGUACAAAAUCUUACUGGAGAAAACGCUGUUGGAGCACAGCAGGCGUCACAGGUAUCUGUCUCAGUCCGGUGAGGCACUGGCGGGGCUGUUGAGAUCCCUGCUGGAGAACCUGCUGGCGUAUCGUACGAUUACCCACGAUGAGAGCCCAGAACUGCGCAUGAGCUGCACCGUCAAUGUGCUGAACUUUUACAAAGAGAAGAAAAGGGAAGACAUCUAUAUCCGGUAUUUGUAUAAAUUGCGUGAUCUGCAUUUAGACUGUGAAAACUACACUGAGGCUGCUUACACUCUGCUGCUGCACGCUGAACUGCUGCAGUGGUCAGAUAAGCCCUGUGCCCCCCACCUGAUCCCAUUUGAAGGGACCCCAGCAUGUACCCAGCAAGAGCUGAAGGAACGACUCUUCCAGGACAUUAUUUGUUGUUUAGAUAAAGGAAAAAUGUGGGAAAAGGCCAUUGAGAUGAGCAAGCAGCUCGCCAAAAUGCAGGAGAAUCAGAUGUUUGAUUUUAUGGAGCUCAGCCAGCUGCUGAAACAGCAAGCACAGUUUUAUGAGAACAUCAUGCACGCAAUGAGACCUCAGCCUGAAUACUUUGCAGUAGGAUAUUACGGCCAGGGCUUUCCAUCUUUUCUCAGGAAUAAAGUGUUCAUCUAUCGGGGUAAAGAGUAUGAAUGGCUGGAGGACUUCAGUCUGAAAUUGCUCUCUCAGUUUCCCAAUGCCGUCAGGAUGACUAGCACAGCGCCCCCUGGUGCCUCUGUCUUCAACUCACCCUGCCAGCAUAUUCAGUGCUUCACUGUCAAACCUGUCCUUCAUUUACCUUCACAGUUCAAAGACAAGGGAGUUCCAGAACAAAUCCUUAAUUACUACAGAACAAACGAGGUGGACCAGUUCCAGUACUCCAGACCAUUCAGGAAAGGCCAGAAAGAUCCAGACAAUGAGUUUGCUACUAUGUGGAUUGAAAGGACCACCUACAUCACAGCCUACCGCUUUCCCGGAAUCCUCAAGUGGUUUGAAGUGAAAUCUGUAUCUGUGGAUGAGAUCAGCCCAUUGGAAAAUGCCAUAGAGACUAUGGAGCUGGCCAAUGAGAAGCUCAGUAACCUGGUUCAGCAACAGGCAUGUGACCGCUCUCUUCCUGUUCACCCACUGUCCAUGAUGCUCAAUGGCAUUGUAGACCCAGCGGUCAUGGGCGGCUUCGCCAACUAUGAAAAGGCAUUCUUCACUGAAUCGUACAUGACGCAGCAUCCUGAGGAUCUAGAACGCAUUGAAGUCCUCAAGCACCUUAUUGCUCUUCAGAUCCCCGUGCUGGAAGAGGGGAUUCAGAUUCACGGAGAGAAAUCCACAGAGCAGCUGAAGCCCCUUCACAACCGCCUGCUAACCUGCUUCCAGGAGCUGAGGGAGAAAGUGGAGAGACAGUAUGGGGUCAUCACCCUGCCUUGUCCACUGACUGAAAGGAAGAAGAGUCGUGUUGGAUCAGUUGUGGUUCCUUAUAUCAUGUCCUCAACACUAAGACGCAUGUCCACCAUCUCCACCGUCUCCUCCAUAUCUGUGCAGCCCAGUGUUUCUGGCUCCUCUGAGGAAAACUCCUCCAGAACUGCUUGCCGAGAUUCUCUGCUGACAUGUGUUAACGAUAAGAGAGUGUCGUAUUUGUCACGCUCUGAAGAAGAUAACCGAAUCAGCAAAAAGAACAGGAAGGGGUGGAGCUUGAGCAAAUCUCAGGUCCUGCUGGAAAGACUUACAGACACAAACGAGACUCCUCCAGAAAAACAGCCACGGCCUAAAAGUCUGACGCUUGGGGAUCGGAGACUCACACUCUCACUGUUUCAUGGAGAUUCAGCCGCUCUCAACCUCAACAACCCACUCAGCCCCCUGCCUGCCUCCCCACACACCCCCCGCAGCUCCAGUUGCUCAUCUCUCCUGAGUGACAGUAGUGUCAUCACUGCUGAGAUGUCAGAUACACCUCCACCCAUGCCUCCUAAAAAGCACCUGGCUGAGAGUGACCCUGCUGCUGCUCCAGCUGCUUUUCUGCCUGUGUUGCCAAAUAAAGUGGACAACAAGCCUCCCCCUCCUCCACCCAAAACCCGCAAGUCUAUGUUUCCAGCCCAGGACCACAAUCUACAGUGAACCAGGACUCUGCCCUGUUAACUCCCAUAUUCCUUCAGAACUGAUAUUAUAAAUGCGUCUCCUGUGAGUGCCGGUUACUGUCUGAGUUCUCAGUUUUAAUUUAGAUGUGUAGCUAGUUUGGCUUGUGCUCCUGCCAUGAGUAUCACCUUAGAAGAAAAAAAAACGGUAGAGGGAGCUCGUGAGUGAGUCCUCAAUGAAUUGAGGCUGACUGAGGGUGAAUGGGGUGAGUAAUACUAACGACUUUAUUUUAGGAAGUAGAAUAAAGUGAGUUGCUUUAAAAACUGUAUGUUUUCUUUUUUUUAUACAGUAAAUGGGUUUUAGGCAGGAAAGGUUCCUUCAUUAUUUUUGUUAUACAGGAGUUCUGCUUCAGGGUACGAAUCAGCCAAUCAUUAAUGACGUCCUCUGUUUGAAUCAUUUCUGUGGGAUGGGAAUUUGAUACUUGUUAUUUUUAAAUGUAUUAUUUCUUUAAUUUGCACUAGGGAAGUUUAUUAAGGACAUUAGCAAUAAUAUUUUGAUUCUUUAAGAGUGAGUUCUGUGAGAUAUCACUAAUCAAUAGAAUUUUGAUGUCAGAAAUAUUUGCCAAGGAACCAGUAAUUCUGUUUUUUUAGAUUGAGCCUCAGCAUUUAUCACAAGUGCCUUAUGAAUAAUUGAAUCAUUUCAUAACAUAUAAAUUAGAAACACAAAAAAUAUUUAACAACCAAAAAUAAAUGUAAAAAAAAAUGUAAUAAAACAUAGUUUAUACCAACAAUGAUUCUUUUUUUUUUUUUUUUUUUUUUUUAGUAAUUUUGCUGUUUUUACCCUGAUAAGAUUUUUUCAGAGGUGGUGGAAGACGCACUCAGGCUGAAAGAUACGAGAUGUGCAAGGGCUAGGAUAGUAAUGUUAGCUAAGCUAAUUUAACCUUAGCAUUUGUUUGUUGUCUGAUUGUCUUUCUCUGUGUAAAUUUCACAAAUGUGUGAGAAUAGCACUGCUGAGGUAAGUUUAUGAUUGCAGGACUGCUAAUGUAAAUGUACAGUGCUUUGUUUAGGUUACAUUUGUCUAGUGUAUUUUUGUAAUUGCUUUUUAAAACACCCUGCUGUGGUUACCCCGGUACAGCUGACAGAGUAUUAAGCAACACACUAGAUAGAAUUAAAUAUUUUUGUCUUGUGGAUGUGCUUUUAUAAUGAUGUUAUAUUAGACUUUGAGCUUUUUGCAGUUUUUGUUUCAAAGACUUUUUUUUAUCAGAUUAGUGUCCUAAUGAUGUUUAUUGUGACAGAUUGAAAUAUGAAAAUUGUGUGUUGAUUUAAACUACAGUGAUAUUUUUACACAGUGUCCUUAUUGCAUACUGAUUUCUGAACAAUAUUUUUCUGAACUUAUUUUUCUGAUUUAAUAAAGAAAUUUGGAGGGCUAAGUGUAUAGGCCUUUUAUUAUUGUGCAUAAAUAGUUUAUAACUGAGAGAUUAUCUGAACUUGAUUGUAAAUGUUGAUUGUGAUAUGUAAACAUGCUGAUUAAUUAUGUUGAGUGAAUGUUUUAUAUAUAGAUUUAUUUAUACAAAAUGAUUGAAUAAAUGCACUCAGAUAAUAUUUAA
Astyanax mexicanus (Mexican tetra) is the source of this 7294-nucleotide messenger RNA. RefSeq names its product dedicator of cytokinesis 5 (gene dock5). The record is from RefSeq and is a predicted model, not a curated record. Lineage: Eukaryota; Metazoa; Chordata; Actinopteri; Characiformes; Acestrorhamphidae. Gene Ontology annotation, cellular component: cytoplasm; plasma membrane. The transcript is spliced from 51 exons. Gene Ontology annotation, biological process: small GTPase-mediated signal transduction; cell migration. Gene Ontology annotation, molecular function: small GTPase binding; guanyl-nucleotide exchange factor activity. Bases 124 to 5730 code for a protein of 1868 amino acids.